Messenger RNA from Cuscuta epithymum, 1872 nucleotides. The record is from the annotation of a GenBank genome assembly. NCBI's taxonomy places the organism in Eukaryota, Viridiplantae, Streptophyta, Magnoliopsida, Solanales, Convolvulaceae.
CAUUAGGCCAUUAGCAUUGGAGAUGCUCUUUCUCCAACUACACUCCACUCCACGGGCCGAAGGCAGGUUGAUUACAUAUAAUUUCGAGUACUUCUGUAAAUCUGUUGAUUACAGAAUUACGAUGUCGUAUGGCGCCGGCUCCGAGGACCUCCAAGCCAUAGCCACCGAGCAGCGUCGUGAACUUUUGGCGGCGCAAGCCAUGGAGUCCGACUUGGACUUCGCCUUCCACCUCCAGCUCCAGGAAGCCUUAAAUGCUUCUGUUUGUGGGCAGCCAUCCACGUCGACCGCUUCCCCUGUGAGGCUGCCGGACCUGGAACAGUCUUCCUCCAUCGGCGAUGCUUUUAACUUCACUGCCGCCCAGUCACAGGAGAUUUUGAAAUUCCAGCAGGAGCUCGACGAUAAGAGGAUUUCCGAAACAGAGUUCAAGAAGAUCCAAGACGAUCUCUACCGUCGGAUUCACGACCAGCGCUUUGCCCUGGAGAUCUCGCAGAUGCCGGAUGACGAGUGGGAGAAUUACGGAGAUGAUUUUGAGCUCCCGUUCGGGGAAGGGAGUUCCAAAAGUGUUAGUACAGAGGUUUUUAAUAUUUAUUUCAAAGGUGUGGGUGAACAAAGGGCCCAGAGGCUCGUUUACGGUGGGAUUGGCGUUGCAAUUUGCGAUUCGAGUGAUCAGUUGCUAUUCGAAUUGUCAAAACCGUUUGUUGGAAAUGGAGAAAAUCGAAAUUGCAUGGAGUUGAAAGCCCUAAUAGAAGGGUUGAACGCUGCGAUUGCGUUGGAUUUAAAGAGUGUUGUGUUUCAUUGCGAUGUCCGGUGCAUAUACAAUUUUGUAACAGGUCAAUGGACUCCUAAACAGAGAAAGGUUGCGGCAUUAAGGAAUCAAGUGAAUCUAUUAAGAGAAAGAUUUACACUGUGCCGCCCAGUUCUCGUGCCCCGGAACGAAAUCAAGUUUGUCUUCAAAUUUGCACGAGAAGCAUUGAAUUCUCAAAUCAUGAAACAGCAAGGCUCUUCUACCUCUAAGAAUGUAUAUGAGUCUUGUGUGAUUUGCUUAGAGGAAGUAGAAAUUAGCCAUAUUUUCAUUGUUGAUGGUUGCUUGCAUCGAUAUUGCAUCUCUUGCAUGAAGCAACACAUGGAAGUGAAAUUGCUUAGUGGGGUGUUACCUAAAUGUCCUCAAGAUCGGUGUAAUUCAGAACUGAGAACUGAUAGCUGUUGUAAAAUUUUGACACCUAAGCUUAUUCCCCUCUUGAAUCUACGAAUCAAGGAAGCUUCUAUCCCUGUUGGGGAAAGAGUGUAUUGUCCUUUUCCCAAGUGCUCUGCCCUGAUGUCAAGAAGAGAGGUUUUGGAGUAUUCUAGAGGGACAAAUAUAAAUGUUGACACGUCGGGAGCUAGGGUAUGCACACAAUGCAAUGGUCAGUUCUGUAUUAAUUGCAAAGUUACGUGGCAUUGUGGGAUGAAUUGCUAUGAGUACCGGAGAAGAAAUCCGGGGACCCAAGAAGAUGUGAAGCUGAAGAGUUUAGCUGCAUUGAAUCUGUGGAGACAGUGUGUGAAAUGCAGUCAUAUGAUCGAAUUAGCUGCUGGGUGCUACCACAUGACUUGCAGAUGCGGGUAUGAGUUUUGUUACACUUGUGGAGCAGAAUGGAGAAACAAGAAACAAACAUGUUCCUGCCCUCUUUGGAAUGAGGACAACCUCAUAGAAGUAGAUGAUAAUGACGACGACUUUGAUGAAGAUUCUGACUCUGAUUUUGAUGAAUAUUAUUUUUAAAGAAUGUCAAAUUGGUACAAAUGCUUCACCAUUCAAAGUACCCUUGGCCUUGGCCUGUACUUAAGUUAUGGUCUCAAAUGAAUGGAUGGAUGAAUGAAGUUGAUUGGCUUUCAUUU